Messenger RNA from Anopheles aquasalis, 808 nucleotides. RefSeq lists its product as uncharacterized. NCBI's taxonomy places the organism in Eukaryota, Metazoa, Arthropoda, Insecta, Diptera, Culicidae. The record is from RefSeq and is a predicted model, not a curated record.
CGCAGUGUAGUGAAGCAUUAGAGACAACUCAAGGAGAAGUACAUCACUUCAGACGAAAACCUUUCUGCCAAAUCGUUUCAUCAUGAAGACGUUCCUAACAAUCGUCCUGUUGUGCCUGGGAAUUGCAAGCAACUGUGAAGCUGGCCGCCCAGUGUCAUAUCAAGUGGUGCAGAAAUUAAAGGAGGUUGAGCCUGUCUACAAGCAGCUUCAGGAUAGCGUGGUGAAUGCCGUUGCAUCAGCCAAGCUCAACACUGCAGCUCGGACUGAUGCAUUCUACCGAGCCGUGAUUGCCGACAAAGAGUCGUCCUUGACGCAAUCUGUACAAAUGGAGGAUCAGUUCAUCUUUCAGCUAGACAAUCAGGCUCCAUCGGUCGACGCCAGCUGCAUCGGGUUCCUUCGGACACUGGUUGAUAAUAACAUGAAUGUGGCUGGUGUGGGCUUCACGCAAUGCGUUAAGACAGUCGAGAAGAACCUGAAAGCGGAACUAGAUAAGAUCUACGAGCUGCUGCUUGUGGACGAGUCAGACGUCUUCGGUCUUAGUCUGCUGGAUGUAUUCGAUGGCGAGAACAUGAUUGCUGAUCCGGCCAAGAUCGUUGCCAAAUUGGAAGCUAAGGAGCAGGACAUCUCUCGCAUCUCGCUGUCCUUCAUAAGCGAGAUCAAUUCUGCUGUUGACACGUUCGCAUCCCGUUUGAACGACAUGACCGGAAGCUACAAAUCAUGUUUGCUGAUGAAUGAGUCCAUCUUGAAGGCGACUUACGACAAUUCCAAGACCCAGCUGACUGGAAUCUGUCUCGGCUCAAUUGUCUAA